CGCCACUGUAAUAUAGCACUACCAUACGCUACCGUCUACCGUAUAGGUUUUUCCAUUUACGGUCCAUAAAAAUCAGGACCUGUCAACAAAAUCUGACAGAUUCAAAGUGAAUGAAGUGUGAUAUAAAAUUUGAACUGAGUUUAGGAUUUUAAAGCCCGACUCUGCCUUGUUGACUUUAGUAAAUAAUCAGUGGAUUAUCGUACCUACUGGACAAUUCAAGAUUGUCAUGAAUUGAGUGAGUGCGAUACACAUCUGGGAUCUCGAAAAAACGUUUCGUAAACUUGAACAGUGAUAAGGAUACGUAAUUUGAUACCAUUGCAGAUCUACCUACCCAUGCCGCGCUACAAAAAUUUGUUUAAAUGAAGAGUGCAGAUCAGCUGAUUGUAUUGUACCAUUGGAGGGCAAACUAGAAACCAGUGAACCUUCGUCAAGAACUUGAAUGUCAAUGCCAUCAAUAAAAACAACAAAUUAGCUGCGCAGGCUGUGAUAAGACUUGCUUGUCUUUUGUUGACACGUACGAAUUUAUAUUUAAAAGUGUUCGCGCUGUAAAAUGGCAGUUCCACUGUGCGCGUGAACCUUGCUUGUGGUUUGUUUUGUUAGUGUUGGUGAAAGAAAAAAAACAGAAACAUGUUACCAGGAUAUGGGCCAGUGAUGCAGGCCUUUUUGGGCACCCUUUUCACUUGGAGCCUGACAGCUGCGGGAGCUGCUCUUGUCAUCGUUAUCAGGGGCUCCCAGAGAAAACUCCUCGAUGCCAGCUUAGGUUUCGCAGCUGGCGUGAUGACAGCUGCAUCAUUUUGGUCACUGUUGAAUCCCGCAAUUGAAAUGGCAACUGAAUCGAAAAUCUAUGGAGAAAAUGGAGAAUAUGCUUUUCUUCCAGUUGCAUUCGGCUUUUUCCUGGGCGCCAUUUUUGUAUAUGGCGCUGAUAAGCUGAUUACAGUUUUAGGAAUUCAUUCACCAAAUAUGAUGCUAGGUAAAGUUACAUUAUAA
Acanthoscelides obtectus is the source of this 987-nucleotide messenger RNA. The record is from the annotation of a GenBank genome assembly. Lineage: Eukaryota; Metazoa; Arthropoda; Insecta; Coleoptera; Chrysomelidae.